Molecule: messenger RNA, 925 nt
Organism: Calidris pugnax (ruff)
Lineage: Eukaryota; Metazoa; Chordata; Aves; Charadriiformes; Scolopacidae
Gene: IFT43
Product: intraflagellar transport 43
Exons: 10
Coding region: 12-695 (227 amino acids)
Biological process (GO): intraciliary retrograde transport
Cellular component (GO): cilium; intraciliary transport particle A
Source: RefSeq, a predicted model, not a curated record
GGUGGCGGGGGAUGGGGGGGGCUCCAGGCUCUUCCGAGCGGCGGCUCUUCCAGCGCGGUCCGUUCGCACGGGGGCUGGGUUUGGGGCCGGCGGCGGAGGCGGGGGUACUAACGAUGAGCCGCCGAGCCCGCCGAGACUUCUUCCCAGAUGAAAAUCUCAGCAGGAAGAAUUCCCCGUCUGCUUCUCUUGGAGAGGAUGAAGACCCUGAGGAAAAGGUUGACCAUGGCCCACCACCUAAACCCCCACGCCGGCAAGGAGGCUGGGCAGAUGAUCCUGUAGCAGCAACUACCAAGUCAGGAAGAAAACAUGCAGAAGAAGUAGAAGACCAUCGUCUCAGACAGCAGAGCUUGGAGGCAUCAGAUGAUGGAGGAGACAUUCCCGUGAUCCCUGACUUGGAGGAACUCCAGGAGGAAGAUCUGGCCACGCAAGUGGCAGCUCCUCCCAGUGUGCAGGUGAACCGAGUGCUGACCUACCAUGACCUGGACAAAGAUCUUAUGAAAUAUGCCGCCUUUCAGACUCUGGAUGGAGAGGUUGACCUGAAGCUUCUCACCAAAGUUUUGGCUCCAGAGCAUGAACUACGAGAGGAUGAUGUCAGCUGGAAUUGGGACCAUCUCUUCACAGAGGUGUCCUCAGAGCUAGUGACUGAAUGGGACCUGGGGCAAUCUGAGAGAGAGGACCAUCUCAGUCUGCCCUAGAACACUGGCACGCCAGACAUCUCAUACAUGAAUCCCCUGUAAAUAGUUUAGCACUUUAUUUUCUAUUCACUUCUUUGUAUUUGAGAAUUUAUUUCAGACCUGAAAAUAAAUAGGAUCUUGCUUCAUGGGAAAACUGGCUUGGGAGAAGUUUCGGGUAUUUUUUAUUAAAAAAACUUUGUUCUCAAAAGAGAUGUAAGAAUUCUAAACACAAUAAAAGAUUUACUUAUUUA